Molecule: messenger RNA, 1920 nt
Organism: Aedes albopictus (Asian tiger mosquito)
Lineage: Eukaryota; Metazoa; Arthropoda; Insecta; Diptera; Culicidae
Exons: 1
Coding region: 1-1920 (639 amino acids)
Source: RefSeq, a predicted model, not a curated record
AUGUUCUUCCAAGUCCAGAUGAAGAAGCAGGAUCAGCGAAGUCAGAUGAUCCUGUGGAACAAUGGGAAUCCAGACAACGAACCCGAAGUGUACGCUGUUACAGUCAUGACGUUCGGGGCGGCGUGCUCUCCAAGCUGUGCACACUACGUGAAGAACCGGAAUGCUGACAGAUUCGAGGAACAGUAUCCAAGAGCGGUCGAGUGCAUCAAGUACGAGCAUUACGUCGAUGAUAUGUUGGCGAGUGUUGAGACCGAGGGAGAAGCUGUGCAACUGGCCAGUGAUGUACAUUCGAUCCAUGCUCAAGGAGGCUUCGAGAUACGCAAUUGGCUAUCGAAUUCCAGUGUCGUCGUCGAGAGUCUGCACGAAAACUCUGCCACGGAGAAGAAUCUGAGUUUCUACGCGGAGAUGGCAACGGAGAAGGUACUUGGAAUGUGGUGGGACACCACGACCGACACAUUCACGUUCAAGCUGUCACCAAAGCACGAUGCGGAGCUGCUGUCAGGAGCCAGGAUGCCGACAAAACGUGAAGUUCUAAGGACGCUUAUGGCCAUCUAUGACCCAAUGGGACUUAUUGCCAAUUUUCUCAUCUACCUAAAGAUUCUACUGCAGGAAAUCUGGCGUUCCGAAUGCGGUUGGGAUGACGAGAUUGAUGGGAAGCUGGCGGAAAAGUGGAUGACAUGGAUUGAAGCGCUGCCGAAUGUCCGUUUGGUCAGUAUUCCCCGCUGUUACCGAAUCGAAACAUCAGCUGAACUGACAAACAACGUAGAGCUACACGUUUUCUGUGAUGCGAGCGAGAAUGGGAUGGCAGCCGUGGCGUACUUCAGGUUUGAAGAAGAAGGAAAAGUGGAAUGCGCUUUGAUUGGGUCAAAAACUCGCGUGGCUCCUCUAAAGUUCCUCUCAAUCCCUCGCCUCGAGCUUCAGGCUGCUGUUUUAGGAGCUCGCCUUGCAGAUUGCAUUGCCAAGUCCCACCGGAUGAAGAUCAGCCGCCGCGUCUUUUGGACCGAUUCCCGCGACGUAGUCUGUUGGCUGCGAUCUGAUCAUCGACGCUAUAGCCAAUUUGUAGCGUUCAGGGUCAGUGAGUUGCUUGACACUACACAAGCCAGCGAAUGGAGGUGGCUGCCAACCCAAAAGAACGUAGCGGAUGAAGGGACGAAGUGGCAAAGGCUGCCAGACUUUCAACCAAGCGGCCGUUGGUUUCGUGGUCCCAAUUUUGUGUGGCAGUCUGUUCAAUGGCCAGGAGAUAGCGGAGAUUUGGGAGCAACCAUGGAGGAGAUUCGACCCAGUAUUCUACAUCAUACAGUCGGAGUCGGCGAUAUACUGGUGGACUUCGAACGGUUUUCGAAAUGGAAACGUCUGCUGAGAUCGGUCGGAUACGUUCUUCGUUUUGUCAGUAACCUCCGGAAGCGGACCAUGAAGCUGACCUUGGAACUUGGGCCGCUAACACAGGAAGAACUGAAGCUGGCAGAGAACACCAUCUAUCGACUAGUUCAGCAGCAAGCAUUUCCGGACGAAAUUCAGUUGAUCCGCGACAGAUUUCCGCAGACGAAUCCAUGGGAGCGAAUCUUGCCGAGAAGUAGUCCGUUGUACAAGGUCAGCCCGAUCAUCGACGAACACGGCGUUCUACGAAUGCGAGGACGGAUCAAUGCCUGCGAAUGGGCAGAUGAAUCUGCCAAGAAUCCAAUUCUACUCCCGCGGCAAAACUACGUGACCAACUUGGUGAUUGCUGACUACCACGCGACAUGCCGACAUCAAAACCACCAAACAGCACUGAACCAGAUACGGCUGAAAUACAGCAUUCCUCGUCUUCGAACAGAAUUCGAUCGUGUUCGCAGAAACUGUCAACGUUGUAAAGUUCGCCGAGCAAGUCCGCAAAUGGGAAUAAGCCCCCGAUCGCUUUCGAUGACAGACCUACUGUUUUGA